GUGCCGUCGCAAGAGGGGCGCGGGGCUGGAGGCGGCGGCUGGUUCCUUGGCGGGGGGCCCUGCUCCCUCCCUCCUUCCGUCCGUCCGUCCGUCCGCGCGCCCCCGGGCUUUGGCGAGCCUCCUGCGCUGGGCAGGUGCGGCAGGUGAGCGGGGAUCCUGCACCAGGUCGGGCCCCUCUCUCCCCAAAGGUCCGUGCAGGUCCGUCAGCUCCUGUGCCCAGUUUUCCAACCUUGAAGUCAUUGCCAGUGUGUGGAGCCUGCCCCACACCCACCCCCUGCCAAAUCACGGCCUUUACCUGCGUCUUCCAGUGUUUCCCUUGCGACCCGUCCUGCGGGAGCGCCUCGUGGGCCACCCCGGAGUUCACGCAGCAUUCGGUGGCUCCAAUGGUGAAGAUGACCCGGUCCAAGACGUUCCAGGCAUACUUGCCUUCAUGCCACAGGACUUACAGCUGCAUCCACUGCAGAGCCCACCUGGCGAACCACGAUGAACUCAUUUCCAAGUCUUUCCAAGGAAGCCAAGGGCGGGCGUACCUCUUCAAUUCAGUAGUUAAUGUUGGUUGUGGCCCUGCGGAGGAACGGGUUCUGCUAACAGGUCUACAUGCGGUCGCCGACAUUUACUGUGAAAAUUGCAAAACCACGCUGGGCUGGAAAUACGAGCACGCAUUCGAAAGCAGUCAAAAGUAUAAAGAAGGCAAAUACAUCAUUGAAUUAAACUCCUAUGCCAGUCAAGGAUAGCAGCUAGGAAUGAACCUUGAGAAGAGCCUUGUACACAACUUCGAGACAAUUACCCACAUCCAAACCGAACAUUUUAUCUCCAAGGCUGAGAAGAGAGAUCGUGUGAAAGAAACGCAGCUCCAUACAUUGGAGGCCAGUCCAGGCUGGCUACUCGAGACACACCCGCGCACCCCACACCUCCCAUCCCACAUACGGUGCUUGCCAGCCUCCGAGGAAAAACCUCUGUGUCUCUUUGCUUUGUACCUCUUUGUGAGUGGAACUUCCGAUUCUCGCCCUCUCUCUUUCUUUUCUCGUUCCGGCAUUGGUGUGUCUUUUUGUUUUUCCUUUUUUAAAAACUUAUCCCAAGCAUAAAUAACCAAACACAGCCCGAGACUUCAGCAUAAGCUGAAAGGUAGGAAUUGGGAGGAGGUGUAUUUUAUCUGAGGAUUAUUUACAUCCAAGGGUCCCCACAUCCAUAGCAGGUAGGAGAUGAGACCGGAUUGACGGUGAGUGGGCAGGCCCCCAAUUGCCCUCUGUGUUUUUUAGCUUAAACCUUGGUUGACCAUGACUUGAAACUUACAGACUGUCAAAAAUAUACCUCAUGGCUGUUUUCUCUCUGCAUCUCCAAACGGCUGCUCCAAAAAUUCAGUGUUGCCCCAGAUCUCUCUGCUAGGCUCGGCCCUGUUGAUUUCGUUUGGGGUUUUUUCCCCCUUUGUAUUCACUGUCUUGUGAGGGAAGACUUGAGGCCUCUGAAGUUCUCUCACAGCUCUGUUCUUUUGUAUCCUCCUCCUCAUUUCCCAGCGGAGAGACCUGGAGAGCGCUUGUCUUGGAAAACCAAACUGCUAGUCCCGCUUAGUUGUUUCUUCCGGAGAUGCAGACCCAUUCUGCAUACCGGGAGAGGCUGGUGUUGAAACAUUCGAAGGAGAUGCACAGUCCUGUCGAGGGGACAUACUUUUUGGGAUGCAGACGAAACGAGGCAGCCUCCUCCUUGCUUUGGGAGCAUUUUGCCGCGAUCGUUGCGCACGGAGAAGCACCCUGUGGCCAAUUGAGCCGGCUUUUGCCACGUUCGUGCCGGUUUUCCAAUCCUGACGGCAGAUUUAAAAUACAAAUGGGGAGCAGGGGAUUGUGCCUUGUGGUGGGGAGAAAAAAUAUAUUUCAGGGCCUCGUUGCGUUAGCUCUCUGAUCAGCAGUUCAGUUUUAGUAGCAGGCGGGGUGGGGGUUGGGGGGGACCACAUUAGGAACUGAGACAGGGCUUCGGGGCCUUGCCUUUGGUAGCUCCGCUCAGUGAUUUGCAAACGAAAAGGGCUUUUUAACGCCCCCACCCAGAUAUGAAUGGCAGAGCAUCUCCCUCGAAAUACCUCCAGUUGGUCCUUCUGACAUCCUGUGUGUUUGGCCUGUCCCAGGGACUUGGUUGGUGGACUGUACAAGGGAGAAAUCUUUGCCAAGGCCUCUUCGCUGUUUACGCGAAACCAGAAGGGCCCUCCAGAGCCCUUUGGUUUGAUUCUUUGCACAGGAGGACAAGUGUUUGACUUGCAUCAUGAGAGGGUCUGCGGGUUGGGUGUUGUUCUGGGGUUCUACGGAGCUCCUGGACGGCCACUCUUAUCGGAUCUGAUUUCCUCUUUUUCUACUCUAGGGACAUCUUAAAACUGUAGUAACAAUCAUAAUGGAUCAUGACUCAGACCCGGAGAAGAUUGUUCUGUAAUUUUUUUUUAAAAAAAAGCAAAACCAUCGUAUUAUGGGAGGUGUGAUUAAAAAAUCAUGAAUACUUGAGCAGAUCUCCCCCCCCCCCCCCCCAC
Molecule: messenger RNA, 2509 nt
Organism: Sphaerodactylus townsendi
Lineage: Eukaryota; Metazoa; Chordata; Lepidosauria; Squamata; Sphaerodactylidae
Gene: YPEL2
Product: yippee like 2
Exons: 5
Coding region: 384-734 (116 amino acids)
Source: RefSeq, a predicted model, not a curated record